This is a messenger RNA of Nerophis lumbriciformis (worm pipefish), 3238 nucleotides long. RefSeq lists its product as uncharacterized. The record is from RefSeq and is a predicted model, not a curated record. Gene Ontology annotation, molecular function: protein binding. NCBI's taxonomy places the organism in Eukaryota, Metazoa, Chordata, Actinopteri, Syngnathiformes, Syngnathidae.
CGAGGGAAAUCUCGGUCCUUGAUUUUGUUUUUUCACAGAGGUCUUUGAGCUGCUCUUUGUCUGGGCCUUCACCUAAGACCUGUUAGUCUUGGGAGACCCUGCCAGAGGCCAUACAAGUCCCCAGACAACAUAACUCUUAAGAUCAUCGAGACACUCAAAAUCCUCUAACACGAUAAAGUGGCAGCUCAGGAGGGGAGUACUUCCGGUUCCGGUAUAUGAAAAAACAUACGUGUGAUUCCGUUUCUGUUGAUAUGUGCGUAGAGAUUUCUGUUGAUGUCAGUCCUCGUUGUGCCAUGUCUAAAGUAAUUUUAAUGCAGGGCUCCAAAUAUAUUGUAGUCACAGUCACAAUUAUCCCCGCUUUUACUCUGAAAAUAAAAACUUUGGUGUCAGCUUAUAAAAACACAUCCGUUUUAUUCUGUUUAGCGGGGAUUUAUGUUAAGGUGUUUGAGCUUCGUGGAGUUCUUUUCUGCGUGUACAUAAACGACACUUUCAUCGAGUCUGUUCAACGUCCUCUCACACGAGGAGAUUUUUAUUCUUUCUUCUUCUCCAACACAACAACACACAACACCAGAGCGCCCCAAGUGGGGAACAUGCGCUAUAACGGCCAACCACUACAACAGUACUACACAGAGGCACAUCCCUUCUAAGGCUGUCCAGCAUGAUGAAAGAAUGCCUGCAGUUCCUCAUUGAACCGGCCAAAAAGCUCAAGAGCCGACUCAGAGAGUCCCGUAAGCGAGUGAGGCUUGACAAGAAGGAGCCGCUGUUGGAAAGUCAGUUAUUUAUUAUGGAGCUAGCCCGAGAGCUCAACAAAAUUUGCCAGAGGUCAGACGUUCUGCAGCACAUAUGGACCUGUGAGGACACCUGGCCUGCAGGCUUGUGUCGGGACUUUAUUGUGGAGUGGGCUGCUGUGUUGGAGAAGAAAGUGCAGUCAAAGGUCAGUGUAUCAGACUGCCAGUCCCCCACCGCAGAGAAGAGAGACUGGAGGGGUCACCUUCUCUGCAUCCUGGAGGCGGAUGGGGAGUAUGACAUGGGUCCUCACAGGAGGGUCAUCAUGGAGUGGGCACGGCAAAUGAAAAGCAGACGUGAGCCCACAGUGUGGCCUGGCGAGCCUGUGCUGAUGAUGCUGGACGACUUGGAGUUCCAGUGGAAGAGAGGCCGUCUUCCCAACCUGAUGCCCGCUUUGGAACUUGUCCUGCUGGCUGUGCUGAACACAGACAGUCCUGUCCAGGAGGAUGUGACCAAGCAAUGGCUGGUCAGAAAGCAGAGAAACCAGAACAUGGAUGCUGUUCACUACAUCCCCCACUGUGUCUGGAAUUGGAUUUGUGACGCAUCAGAGGACGUGAUGCUGGACCCGGACUCGGCCAACCCGGACCUGCUCAUCUCCGCUGAUGAGAAGAGUAUGCGAUGCGGCCUGGCGCGCCGCGACGUUCCUUGCUGCAGCCGGCGCUUCGACGGCUGGUGGUGCGCAGCGGCCCGGACGGGCUUCCUGUCCGGGCGCCACUACUGGGAGGUGGAGGUGGGCCAACGGGACUGGCGGCUCGGUGUGGCCAAGGCGUCCGCUGUGAGGCGAGGCUUUGGCUCGCUCAACACGCACACGGGUUAUCUGAUGCUCCGUCUGGAGCGGGGCGCCGACCUGAAGGCCCUGACGGUUCCCGCCACCUCGCUGCCUUCGAGCUGGCGGCCCGGGAAAGUGGGCGUGUACCUGGACUACGAGCAGGGCCAGCUGUCCUUCUACGACGUGGACAGGCGCGCCCACCUUUACACCUUCAACGCCACGUUCACAGAGGAACUGUUCGCCAUUUUUGGGACUGUGGAGGUGAUGAAGGACCUGGUGAUCAGGCCGAUGGGUGUCAAACAACGGUGCCUCUGUCCUGGGCCGUGCCUCUGGAACUAAACCACACCGCAAACGUCAUUAGUGUAUCUCUUCAGGUGUGUAAAGAGGGUGCUAACAUCCAACCAAUACAACAACCAAUCAUUGAGUGUAAACGACAAAUAGCAUAUAGAGGGCUAGACCAGGGGUGUCAAACGAACAGGUCUUAUCCGGCCCGCGGGAUGAGUUUGCUAAGUAUAAAAAUUCACCUGAAAUUUUUUAAUGAAAGAAACUGCUGUUCUAAAUGUGUCCACUGGAUGUCGCAAUAGCAAUUCUUUGUAUCUUUGUACAAAAUAAACCACAUGAUGUUAGUACAUCAGUCAAGGAAAAUGAUCAAACUACAUAUAAAUAACAUACUGUCAUUUGAUUUUGAUAUAAUUUUUUUAUCUUGAUAGAUUGAAAAUUAACACUAAUGAGUUGACUGAUGAACAUUGUCACAUAAUGUAUUCAGAAAGUAUAAAUAACUACAAAUAAAUGUAGAAUACUAUUAACCGCAACAUGUAAGUGUAUAAAAACCCCAACAACAUUAUAGGGCUGCAACUAACGAUUAAUUUGAUAAUCGAUUAAUCUGUCAAUUAUUACUUCGAUUAAUCGAUUAAUAAUCGGAUAAAACAUUUCGAUCCUUUCCAGUAUUUUAUUGAGAAAAAAACAGCAUACUGGCACCAUACUUAUUUUGAUUAUUGUUUCUCAGCUCUUUGUAAGUGUUGCAGUUUAUAAAUAAAGGUUUAUUAAAAAAAAUAAAAUAAAAAUAAUAAUAAAAAAAAUAAAAAUAAAAAAAAGCCUCUGCGCAUGCGCAUAGCAUAGAUCCAACGAAUCGAUGACUAAAUUAAUCGUCAACUAUUUUUAUAAUCGAUUUUAAUCGAUUUAAUCGAUUAGUUGUUGCAGCCCUACAACAUUAUGAUUUGUACAUUUUCAGAAUGUGCUUGUUCUAUUCUUAAACAAAGAAAACAAUCUGAAGUCGUCUUUAUUUUUAAGUUAUCGUGCCGUGAUUUUACCAGUUCGGUCCACUUGGGAGUAAAUUCUUCUCCAUGUGGCCCCCGAUCUAAAAUUAGUUUGACACCCCUGGGCUAGACUCUCCACCUGCAUGCUUUUGCUGUCUAUUUCUACUUAUUUUUUUAAGUAAUUCCUUAUUUUUGCAUACUUUUUGAAUACAGCUAAAUGUUUUUUUUUUUCAAUACAGCCUUUUUUUUCACACUAGCAAUUGUUGUGUGCAAUCCCAGCUUUAAAAACAGCAAUGUAUAGAAGUGUAAUUUUGGAAGAAAAUGCGCAAUAGUAUGCUGAGUGUGCUUGUUUCUUACUUCAAGUCUAUCAAUAAACAAUUGUCACACAGCGCUGCUUUGUUUCAAAAUCUUUAUUAAGUGCAACACA